Messenger RNA from Cinara cedri, 4080 nucleotides. NCBI's taxonomy places the organism in Eukaryota, Metazoa, Arthropoda, Insecta, Hemiptera, Aphididae. The record is from the annotation of a GenBank genome assembly.
GUUUAUUUCGGACGAGCUUACGGGAUCAAUUGUUCAAAAUCAGCUGAAGUUACCAGACCGUGUAACCAUGUAGGUAUCUACUACUUUAUAUUGUGUGAUAAGAAAUUUGUUUUUCCUUCUACUACGGUUCCAUCCAUAGUUAAUAUAUUAUUUAUUAUCUAUGAUUCUAUCACAGACUAUAAUAUUAUAAAUUAAAUAUAAUAUACAUAAUAUCAUCGUCUGUGGUUCUAUCAAAGAUACCUCUCUGGUACCUUGCAUUAUGCAUUUGUAUCACGGCUGUAGAUAUAAAUUUGAAUGCCUACUGCUGGUUCCGGUGUUUAACGAAGGUACAAGAUGUUAUAUUCGUGUUUUUGAUACAAUAUAGACAUCAAUACGAACUAACAAUGGUUCCUGUGAAAGCUACGUGCAUGCAAAUGUGUCCGAAGGACGAAAUUACUAUGUGAGUGUUAUUCGUGUAUAAUAUUACGAUCAGAAUUGGAUCAUGCUUAGUUAUGUAUAUUUUAUUUGUUCAGGAGGAAAUCCCGAAAACUUUUGCACCAGUUGGAACGUGACCCGUACCAAAUGGUAAAAUGUUUUAGCCGUUCAGCUGCCGGAUGUUCAUUAAACAAACCUCAUCUUUUACGACCUCCAUCAGUAUUGAUGAAUACCAUUUCCUAUCUUUUGAAUGAGUAAUAGAAAACUAUAUUUUUUUAUUUUUUAUUAUCAUCAUUGUAUUUUUCAAUAUUUUUAGUGUGCUAAAAAUUGUCAAUGUUCCAUUCAAUAUUAUUUACGAUUUCAUAGAUGACCGGUUAAGUGCUAUUAAACAAGAUGCAACCAUACAAGAAGUAUCUAAACAAAACUGGAUGAAUAUUUUGCCACCUAUCAUUCGGUUUUAUGCAUAUGCGGCUUACAUGUGAGUAAUAAUUUUACAUGCAUUGUUCUAAUAAGUACAAACAAAAUGGUUUACAAUGAUGAUUUUGUUGUGCUAUGUUUUUUUUUUUUUAAUCUCUAUUCUAAUUAAUAUCUAUUUUGAUGUAGAACAUAUUAGAAAUGUCAGCUAUCAAAAGUUGUCUAAGAAUAUUAUGAUGUAUUAUAAAACAUAAUAGAAUUGAUAUUGUGGCAUCAAGUGUAAAUAAACAGUGAAAAUUAGAACUUGAUACUAAUUUUGAGUUUUCCCUAUUACUAAGAAUACUCCAGAGAAUAUUUCAAGGAAAAUCAAAAGCAUGAGCUCCUCGUUGCAUCAACUAAAUAUAAUUGUCUACUAGAAUCUGUUGCUCCUAAAGUUAAUGAUUGGAGUAAGAUUUCUUGUAGAAAAAUUAUUUUUUUUAUCUGUUUAGAGACAAAAAAAUAAAAUAAAAAUAAAUACAUUGUAAUCUAAAAUAUGUAUAUAUGUAAGCAAAAACUUAGCCUGUAGUGUUGUUAUUAGUAUUUGUCUGUAAAUUAUUAACUACUGAAUUAUAUUUAAUUAGUGUAAUAUGGUGUGGUGAGUGAAGCCCUUCAUGGAUAGUUAAGUUCAGUAGUUGCAAUUUCAGUAUUUCAAACAAAUAUAGCACAACACUACAAUCCUUUUACGCAUAGUAUAUUAAUUGAUGAUAUGAUUAUUUUAUUUUAUUUCAGGUGCUAUGAAUAUAAUAUCAAUAUAUAUGAUCCAUAUUUAAACAUGAAACACUUUCAUGAGUGUGUUUUGAAAUUUAUUAAAAUUUGUUUAGAAGAUUCUAAUGAAACGACAACUGAUGAACUUUGUUCUGAAAUGGUAUCUCUUCUAAUUGUAGCUAAUUUAGGCGAUUACAAUGUUCUUCAACAAGGUUUGCCAUUUAUAUCAAAAAAGUCAGUUUAUCAAAUUGAAAAUUGUAUAAAGUUUACAGUUUUUAUUACAGUAAUACUAAAAUCACUAAAAUGCUACAUUAAAUAUCUGAUCAGUGAUUACUAAGAGAAAUUAUUAUUAUAAAUUAAACAAGUUUGUCUUUUAGUCUUUUAGUGUUUUUUAAUUAUCUAAUUAAGGUAAAACUAUCCAGUACCCAGUUUGAUAUUAAGCUUCACAUCAAAUUUUUUUUAAUAAACUAAUUUUAAAAUGUCAAAAUUUUAUAAUAAUCAUGCUUUUAAAAAUUAUUUCCCUAAAAACAUCUUUGCGCUGUAUGCAUUAAUACAUCGUACAAUUAAAAAACUAGGUUAAUAUUUAAUUUCUAUGUUUUUAUAUUUAAAACUCAUUUUUAAUACAUUUGGGUAACACAAAUAUUAUUCAACACUUUGUGAUCUUUUAUUUUUAUACUUACUAAGUAUUGCCGAGGAACAGAAACUAGAACAGAUCCAGUUAUAAGUGUAAUUUGUAUACAAGAUGGGACACUUUGUAUACAAAUACCCUUUUAUAUGAAAAUAAUUUUUUUUUACCUAAACACAAAUUUAAUUAAAAGAUUUUUAGUUCUUAUCCCCUCGAGUAAUAUGAAAAAAACAUAAUUUAAUGAACUUUAUUAUCUCCUGUGAUAUUGCAAUAGAUAUAUUUUUGUGGGACACUUGUUUAAUUUAUAUAUUUUUUUAUUUUUAUGAUCAUUUUUAAUAUAUUUUCAAAUAUAAAAUAAAUUUUUAUUAACAUUUAUUUUUAUGUAGUGAAUUAAAUUCUUCUAUUUUCAAUUUAUCAAACUUGUCAAUCUUUGUAUGAUAUUGAAUUAACUUUUAAUUGAACUCGAUACGUGGUAUUAUACUUACGGUAUAUUAAACUUUUUUGUUUUAUCAUAUUAAUAAAUUACAUUUCUUUAAAAAUAAAUCAUAAGAUUUAAAGAAAAAAACUAAUUUAGUCAUUACUAUUUAAUGGUUCAAAAUAAUCAGGGUAGGCUCGUACCUACUGCAGAUGCCACUGUAGUAUAGUAAUUUAUAAUACCUACAUACAUAAGUUAUGUCCAAUUAUUUAUAAACUGUGAAUUUUAUAUUGUUAUGUGUAUUUUAUGUUUAAAAUGUUUUCCAAUUUUUAUAAAUUUUAAUUUUUAAUUUUUAGAAAUAAUUUGGUAAAAAAAACAAUGUUGUUAUCAGUUAAUAUUAUGAAUGGCAAUUUUGGAGACUUAUUAAAAGUAUACAAUGAACUUCCUGCAAUACACCAGUGUGUUAUUAGUGUACAAUUACCAAUACUAAGAAAGUAUAUACCUAUUGUAUAUUUUAUUUAUUAGGUUUUUAUAAUUUAAUUUAAGUAAUAUUUUUUUCAGGUAUAUACUACAAUCCAUGUGCUUUGGAUUUAAUUGCAAAAAUAAUUUUUUUCCAAUAUCAAUUUUAACUAACUGUCUGCUUCUAAAUAAUGAUAAAGAAACGACAGAAGUAUGUAAACAUUAUGGUAUAUUGAUGAUUGACUAUAAAGCAGAAUUAUCUAAAUCUUUGUUCAAUAUUGAAGUGGAUGAGGUAAAAUAAUUAUUCUUAAUUAUUAAAUUAAAUUCUUUUAGGAGAUGAAAACUGCUGUUUUAUAUAAAUACAAUAAAUUAAUUAUAACUUAAAAAUUUGUAAUUUUAUUUGAUUCUAUUUUCAAAACAAAUCAUAUCUUUUCUUUUUUAUAAAUUUUGUAAACAUAUAUGUUGUUUUUUACAUAUAUUUAUUACAAAUCAAUGUUUAGACAAUAUUCUAUAUAUUUACUACAUUUAUAUUUAAAUUUUAUAAUUUUCAAAAUUAAGGUAUCCUUUAUUCUAUUAAAUAUCCUUAAAGAUAAUUUUUUUUUGAAUAGUAACUGCAUUAGGUAAAGAAAAAAAUUAAGAUUUCACAUUACUAUUUGUAUGUUUUUCAUCAUAUUGAUAUCAAAUUUAUUCAUAUUGAUUUACUUAUUAAAUUUUUUGAUAAAUUGUAUUUUUUUUUUUUUGUUUUAGCCACGCAUACGAAAAAAGAUCCAGUUCAAUGUAAAUGUAUCAACUAUGAUUCUUCAUAAACAAAAGUAAAGAAGUAUAUAGUAUUUUAUGGAAUUGUGUUGUCCAGUGUUCCCUCUAAAAUAAAAAUUAUUCUUAUACUUACAACAUAAUUUUAUUAUCAUAAUUUAACAUUAAAGUGAAAUGUGAAACAUUUUUUAUCAUGGUGGGAAAAGUCAAUUGUAUUGUAUGGUUUUUAAAAAAAAAAUAGAAAAGUAGAAAAACU